Molecule: messenger RNA, 534 nt
Organism: Penicillium soppii
Lineage: Eukaryota; Fungi; Ascomycota; Eurotiomycetes; Eurotiales; Aspergillaceae
Exons: 2
Coding region: 1-534 (177 amino acids)
Source: RefSeq, a predicted model, not a curated record
AUGCCUGCAGCGUACGAAGUUGUCCUCAACUUCAUGUCAAAUCACUCAGAGGAGCAUCCGGCCGGAUGUGUGCCUAUUCCCGAAGGAUUGUACAAGCGGCCGACUAUUUCGCCCUACAACCUAGCCGGCGGGUUCGUGGAUGUUGGCAUUGGAUAUUUCUCCUACCAGAAGACCCUGAAGAUUGGGAAACACCGGAAAGGUCAACUCAUUCACUGGUGUCGAUGUUUGAGACCUCACUGGCGGUGUACUAAAAAUUCCAAGAACCUGUUUGAAGAUGACAACUUCGCAUGCUUCGCCUUUGUUCUUCUUCAGCAGGCCAUUCCAGACUUCCUCAAGCGGCCUUUGGCAGAUAUCAAUAAUGCCACACCCUUCCUGGCGCCUUCCCUCUCCCCGCUUCUCAGUAAGCUUAUAUGGCCAGAAUUUAGCAAGUAUGAUCAGAGUCUGUUCAAUGACCUCCCUGGUUACAAAUACAGACCCAGGGGACCAGCCACCAAUUCGGACAGACUUCGUUUAUCUUUGGAAGUCUCGAUUUGA